AUGUCAGCAGCGAAGAGGAGCGGGAAGGGGAGAGGGAAGGCUACCGAUCCAUUGAUGUCCGGGAAGAAAAUGCGAGUGGAUGAAGAACUGGAUGCAGAGCUCGAUCUAUCCAGGUGCAACCUUGCGCAUCUCCUCAGCUCUUAAUUGACGUUACUCUCUGUGGAUUUCUAAGAAAUCUUAUUCUUCCAUGUUUUGCCAAAACUGUUGAGAUGUCCAGUGACAUCAAAGGGAUCAUCUCUGCUUUGCAACAGAUAAGAGAAAAGGCUCAGAAAGAUGGACAGAAGAAGAAUGAGGAAACAAUUGGAUGGUAAAUCCUCUUCGUUAAUGCUCUUGAAUGCGACAUUAGAGGAAAGCACCUGUGUGCUGUAUGCCAGGGCAUCCUUGUGAUUGUGAUGCCCUCUAAGAGAGCCGUACUCUGUUGCUUUUAUGUUAGUUUGACUUUUUGUAUGUUAUUUGGAUAUUUUGCAACUUGUUCGUAGCCAUAGUAUAAAUAGUUUAACAUUCCUAAUAUCUAGUCAUCAGUUUCAGUUUGACUCUGGGGGAUUCACAUAUCUUUCUAUGCUCAUAUGACGGUACAAAACUUAUGGCUGAUCACAAUGCAUUUUCCAUCUGCUUGCUAUGAAACCGAGGAGCUAGAAAAACAGAGAAAUGUUUUUUUGUUAUUCGUGCUUAAUAUUUUAGUUCUUAUGGUUCUUUCAAAAUACAGAUUCAUACAAGAAAUUAGAUGAGAUGAUUCAUCAAGAAAGUAUUUUGGUUGAAUACUUACUGUCUUUUAUUGGUGAUUUCUAUGUAUCUAAUUAUGCUUGCAUUACAGUGUGGCAUCAGAAGUUCGGGCAAUGCUCGAUGAUACAAAGUCUAAAAUCGAGAAAGACAGGUAGCAACCCAGAUUUCUCCUUGAUGGACUAACCUGUAUCGAUUUAUAAGGAUGAAUCCAAAAUAUCGUAUGGUUACUGUUAAGAUGCUGGAACACGAUAGUAUAUUUGGAGGUUUUAUCUCACUGAUAUGCAUAUUCUAUUCGACAAUCUCUGUUAUUAACCAUUUUUUUCCUGAAUUACAGGCAGACCUUUACGAAGGCUCUCACAAAAAACUCCAAAGAGGUGUGAAGAUUAUUUAAAUAUAAGUAAAAUAAAUUACUUGUUAUUAAAAGGACAGAGUCUGAAGUAUACAUUCAAUUAACCCAGUAACUGUUUUACCUUGUAGUGUGAAAGUUUGCUUAGGAGUGAAUACGCUAAGUUCCAGGCAGCACAUGAGAAAUUUUGCAAAGACAAAGCAAACUUUAUACAGGCUUUUAAAGGUAAAUUACAAUUGAUUUGAAAGCAAAAUUUUCUAGGUAUUCCUUACCUGCAACUUUAAUAACCAUGAGCUAUUGCUGAAAUCUAUUUUCUGACAAUGGAGUGACUAGCUUUGAGGUAGUUUCCUAUUCAAACCAAUGAGUAACGUAAGAAAGGCAGCAGUAAAAUAAACAGUUAUUGUUUUUUUCCCAAUGAAGAAAUAGGCAGAGGAUCUGAACUUGACCAAGAAAAGAUUGUUAUUGAAUUUUAGGGGCAUCUGUGUCACUGUCACCGAUGGAUUCGUGAAUGAUACUGCCCUGGAGAAGAUAUCAAAGGCACCGCUUGGAUGUUGGAAUCGGAUUUCGAAUCAUUUUUCUAUCUCUUACAAUCACAUUGUCGCAUCUCAAACGUGAAGUCGUGAACGGGUUGCUCUGCCUUUAUUGGGAUUUUUUUCCAUCGCAAGACUAUGCACUGACACUAUAUAGUCGCUGAUUCCAAGAGAAAACGCCAAUUUAAACUUGAUUUAUUCCAUGAGCGUGCCAGCAGUGAGUGACGUGAUUGUAUGCGAGGGCAUCGUUUCUUUUUCAUUCAGUAAUCGUCCUACAUACUCACAACCAUACCGCGAUUGUUCUCAUUGAAAUCCAUGUGGCUCUUAACAUCUUCUCUGUUCUUUAAUUACUGAUCAUCGAUUUUGAAUUUUUUCCAGAAAUAUUUUCCAAAUUUGAAGAUGAAAAGGAAAAAUUGUUCGUACGUUAUGAACAGCAGCGUGAGCCACAAAAACCUUAGCUUUUACAGAAUCUUACCCGACUUCUGUAGCAUGUGUAUGAAUCUUCUUUCGCUUCUAGGUAAAAGAGAAAAAGCUGCCCUCUCUGAAGUUGAAAAGGCUUGUACCAGCAAGAUUACCGCAGCCGAGGAAUCUCUCAAGAAGAAGAAACAGGUGGGCGUAAACAUAACGAUCGAAUAUUACUAUUUUUGUAAUAUUUCAGUGAGCGAACCCUCAAAGGGUACUUGCGUAGUAGAUAAAGGGCUUUCUUUGUGUUAUAUCCGGGUUAGUCUGUGCGAAAGCUCCAAGAAAUCAGUAUUUUUUUAAAAAUCUACUGUAUAUCUCUUCUCUCUGACAAAGUUGAGGAGCUAUCCCAUUUUUAAAUUCUUUCUGAUAGUUUUUCCUUCCGUGCAGGAUGACAGAUCUUUCAGCAUCCUCAGAAAAUCCCUCGGUUCAUUUCUAGAUAAUGGCUCCGAUGAUGACUAUGGGCCUGAUGACUGA
This is a messenger RNA of Spirodela intermedia, 2535 nucleotides long. NCBI's taxonomy places the organism in Eukaryota, Viridiplantae, Streptophyta, Magnoliopsida, Alismatales, Araceae. The record is from the annotation of a GenBank genome assembly.